CGAUCGAACCUUUCCUUUUUUGAAAUUUGAACGAUUCGCUUUUGCGUUAACGCAAUCCCUCCUUUAUUUAUUCGCCGAUACGCCGCGAUUGCGCUUACGUUAGCAUUUAAAUUAAUCGCUUGUUUUUUGAUUGCACAAGACUAAUCGCUUUUAAUGUAUGAUAUUUCGAGACAUUUGAUAAUUCCGAGAUUACCUAAAUAUUUCGCAACAAAAAUUAUAGGUUUAAUUUAAUAAAGCAAAAUGUUGAAAUCCACUUAAGUUCCACAAUGCAACGAGUAAUGUCAAUCAAAACAUCCGAUGUGUCCAAAAAAAAAAACAAAAAAAACAAAAAAAAAGACGAUGAAUCUACAGUGGCAAAUAUCAUCCGGUAUUUCAUCGGCUCAACGAUGAAAGCUUGCGCUCUCCACAUUUGCAACGUAGAAUUCGUAAUCGCGCUAUAUACAGGUGAAACGAUCUAGCGCGUAUCGCGCUCUCCCUCUCUCCUUCCGUCGCUCGCGAGUCGUACUUCGUCGCUCCCACCCGCGCUCCGUAUUUUUCAACUUUUCGGUUCGGCACGGGAAAGCAUCCGCGCGGUGCAUAAUACAUUUGUGUUCGCGCAGAAAUAUCGCUUGCGCAAAAUGUAAAAGGUUACACGGAGGCGCGCGCGAGCACGACCGACCUCCGUCGGUUUCAUAAGAACGGUACUACGGUAACUUUCUUGCCACGCCUAAUGUCAAGAUCGCAACGUCAACUGCACGUCGAUUAUUUUGGAUCGAUUUUUUAUUUUUAGAUCGAAAAAAGCGUGUACCCUGCAUUUAAUGAAUAAAAAGGUCCGUGUUUAAUUAUGAGCGAGAAUUGCGAGAAAAAUUGCGAUGAGAAGGAGCAGUCAGAACUCUGCCAGAUAAUCCAAAAGUUUUCAUUUUAUUCGAAAUACCAAGCGAUUGUUUACGCUCCAAAAAUGCUGUCUGUUUAUAUUUUUAAAAAAUGUGCUGCGACGCAAAUUUUGCGAAAUCAAAUUUCGCUACGUCCUACCAAAUUAUUUUCUACGUAUAAAAAAAUUGAUUAAGAGUACAGCUGAGACAAAUGCCAAUUACUUGCGCGCAUACUCACCGCUGUGCGAGGCGUAAUGUGGCCAUUAUAGGUGACAUUCACCGGCUGCAUAGACGUCGACACCUCAAGUGCUGACGGUAACGCGGUCAUUGUAUGGUGUACCGAUACACAAGUGUUCUUGCAAACGGGAAAAAUACACGGGAAUCUCGCAAGCUCAGCGAUUGUGGAGAACGAAUUAUAACUAAAAAAAUUACAAGAUAAAAAUUAGCGAUUUAUUUUUUGCAAUCAUAGUUUUUUUUUUUAAGUCGAUUCGCGCAAUUAUGUUGAUUGCAAAGUAAAACAAACAGUUAGUACAUUUAGCAGCGCUUUUUCCUGCAAUAACAAGACUGUUCAUAAUUUUGGAAAUCAUAAACAUUAAUCGCGCGCGAAGCUGACUUUUGAGAAAAUAUAAAGUAUAAAAUAUAAAGAAAAUAUAAAGAGAGAUAUAAAGUCGCGAUUCCGGCCAAGAGACAUAUCGGAUAUCCUAUUGUAUUCUGCUAUUUGAUUGAAAUUUAAGCUUCUUCAUCAUUAAUAUUGUAUUGGUAAUCGCGAAUCGGUUUGUCACUAACCGCCGACCGACCGACCGACCGAUCGACCGCGGAAUACCUGAAUCGAGAAACCGAGUGAGUGGGAUGUACAUCGUUCGAUGACCUCGCGAGCGAGAGGCGAAUCGCUCUUCUGAUGUUUUCACCAAUACCUUAGAAAGCUUCUCGGCACCGCUCGCGAGAAGACAUGCGUAGCCUUGAAAAUCGCCCGCGGUACAUAUUUAUCUUAUCUCUCGAACAAUCGGAACAGCAAAUGCAUAUUUCUUUCUCGGAUAAUUUCGCUGGAUUGCCUGCACCGUAAUUCGUCGUCAUCAAACACUUGAAAACCCGCACGGAAAUCGUUCUUGCGAAAUUGAUGCAAUUCUCUCGGAAUCCGAACUCUUCGAUAUUCGAGCUAGACCUUGAGAUUAGCAUACAAAUUUUAACGGUACAAGUCCCGCGGAAAUAAAUGCCGUCUUGGAGAAAGAUAUUUACAUUUAUAAAUAUUAAUACAUACAUAUGACAUAAAUACAUAUGCGCGAUAAUAAAUAUGACACAGUGUAUGUUGAAAAAAAAUAUAUGAUUAUUUCUGGAAAGCGGUAAUCAGCCUUGGAUUAUCCGCCUUAGGACGCUCACAUCCUUAUACAACUCGCACCGUAUUUUUCUACCGUUUCACUCCACUUUCCGUGAUCGCCUCACUGUCCCGGGUGCUCACUGGACUAUUACAUACUUUCUACUUGCUCGUUACAGAUAAUCAGUGGCGAACAACCUGCCAUCCGCAAUAUAAGCGGAUUGCUAAAAUGGAUUCGCGAUCACAAAGACUGCGGUUAAUAUGAUAUUCAUUUUAAUUAACGCGUUAAUUUAGCCGUUUCGGUAUUUUUCAAAAUAUCUUAAAAAUGAAAUGCGAUAAAUGCUGGGAAAACUCGAGAAAUCGUGCAUCGAUCGUACAGGAAAUUUUGCUUUUUUUAUUUCGUGAAAUAUUUUGCAAAUUAAACGCUUCUCCUAUCUUCAACUUUGACAUGUGAUACUCAUUGAUGUAUUAUUCAUUAAAAAUGCAAUCAUUUUCUACCUCUAUGAUAACGAUAUCAAUGCUGAGAGGCACAUUUUGCUAUUUAAUUGCGUCUUUUCGACGGUAUAUAAAUUUCUAAAGCAGCGGUUUUGCAUUUGUAUCACUCGACCGGUUGUAUUAGCCACCAACGAUGUGGCAAUUUCUGGUGCUUUUUUUACAAAUUGUCCUGAUAGUCUUAACCACAGCUUUGUCGGAGAAAGAACUGAUCUGCCAUGACGUGAUCUUCUACAAUAUCUGUCGAUACAAUGGAGUGCUUGUUGAAGUUACGCAACAUUAUAAUAUCAGUGCAUUAUUCCUCAAUUACAUGGAACUUUUUUCGAUUCAGGAAGAUGUCUUUAAGAACGUGACAGCAACGCAUUUGUAUCUAAAUAACGGCAAUCUCAUAUCUGACCUGACGAAGGGAUCCUUCUACGGUUUGCCCAACUUGAAGCGCCUUGACCUGGACAGCAACAUGGUAUCAUUGUCGGAACACCUGUUCGCGGAAUUGUCACAGUUGGAGAUGCUUUCGUUAAGCUUCAACACGAUCAAUUCGAUACCGAAGGACUCGUUCGCUGGUUUGUCGAGCUUAAUGUGGCUAUAUUUGAAUAACAAUGAUAUCCCGACGAUCGAAGAGGAAUCUUUUUCGAAUUUAAAUCCCGGACUGUUGUACCUGUGGCUCAACGACAAUAAAAUCUCACACGUAGCGCCUGGCGCCUUCGCCGGUUUAACCGAAUUGAAUUGUCUUCAUUUAAACCACAAUCAGUUGCAGACUUUACCGAGCGGCGCCUUUCGAGGCUUAAAUAAAUUGGAGGUUCUCUACCUAAAUCGUAAUCUGAUAACGAGCGUUUCCAGGGCGCUUCUCAGUGAUUUACUCAAUCUGAAAGAACUCCAUCUAGAGCAUAAUGAAAUCAGAACUCUUGAGUUGGGAACGUUUCAGGAUUUGUCUCUGCUAGAGGACCUACGAUUGAAUGACAAACUGUCUCAUAUUAAAGCCGGCACUUUUGCAGGACUCUCCAAAUUGAAACAUCUCGUACUGUCUGAUAAUAACAUCUACACGAUAGAUAAUGGCGCAUUCUUUGAUCUCAUUGAAUUGCAGAGUCUGUAUUUAGACUUUAACAACAUCACUGAAAUCGAUAAGGAAAUAAGCGGACUUUCAUCUGAGGUUACUGUCUCUUUGACGCCAUUAAGAAUCUGUUUAUUUCUCAAUGCGGAAUUUGUUUGCAACAAUAAAAAGAGUAAAUAAGUCUUGUUGCGAUCUUAUUUUACGUACUCGAGAUAUAAUAAAUUAAUAUGCUUUUUA
Linepithema humile (Argentine ant) is the source of this 3940-nucleotide messenger RNA. Its product is annotated as insulin-like growth factor-binding protein complex acid labile subunit. Gene Ontology annotation, molecular function: protein binding. The record is from RefSeq and is a predicted model, not a curated record. Lineage: Eukaryota; Metazoa; Arthropoda; Insecta; Hymenoptera; Formicidae. Gene Ontology annotation, cellular component: extracellular matrix.